AUAUAGCUUUCUCCAAAUACUGUUCUAUCCUUUUCUCUCUUCUCCUCUCUCUCUCUCUCUCCUACCCACAAUAAUUAUAUUGGACUUAAAGAGCAUUAGCAUUUUGUCAAGUUCAACUCUUCAAGUACAAAGAAAAUCUCCUUACAUAUUUUUCCUGUCAAGUAAUCUGUAAACUUCAUGUUAUUGCACUGAGUUGGAUAAAAACAUGGAACUAAAAGACUCUUUCCAAGUAUCAAGAAUCGGUGAUGCCUACGACGACGAUGGCCAUCCCAAGAGAACCGGAACCGUGAAGAGCGCGGUGGCUCAUAUUGUUACGGCGGUGAUUGGAUCCGGCGUUCUGUCUCUUGCUUGGAGCACUGCACAGUUAGGAUGGAUCGGAGGGCCGGUUGCGUUGCUCUGCCUCGCAAUCGUCACAUAUAUUUCGUCGUUUCUUUUAUCCGAUUGUUACAGGACACCGGACCCUGUAACUGGGAAAAGAAACUACUCUUACAUGGAUGCUGUUACAAACAAUCUUGGUAAAAAAAGGACAGUGGUGGCUGGUUUCCUUCAAUUUGUGAUCUUGUAUGGAACUUGUGUCGCAUAUGUUAUUACCACAGCAACUAGUAUGAGGGCGAUUCUGAAAUCAAAUUGUUACCACAAGGAAGGGCAUGAUGCUCCAUGCAACUAUGGAGAUAAUUUGUAUAUGGUGAUAUUUGGAGCAAUUCAGAUAGUAAUGUCAUUCAUACCAGAUCUUCACAACUUAGCAUGGGUUUCAAUUGUUGCAGCAGCUAUGUCCUUCACAUAUUCAUUCAUAGGACUUGGACUUGGCAUAGCAACAGUCAUAGAAAAUGGAAGCAUUAUGGGUAGGGUAACAGGAAUAUCAACUAGAACUGCUGCAGACAAAAUAUGGUUGGUGUUUCAAGCACUUGGCGACAUUGCAUUCGCUUAUCCCUACUCUGUUCUCCUCCUUGAGAUUGAGGACACAUUAAAGUCUUCUCCACCGGAAAACCAAAGCAUGAAGAGGGCAUCCAUGAUUGCAAUCUUCAUCACAACAUUCUUCUAUCUCUGUUGCGGAUGCUUUGGAUACGCUGCGUUCGGAGAUUCUACGCCGGGAAACCUGCUCACUGGGUUUGGAUUCUAUGAGCCUUUCUGGCUUGUUGACAUUGCUAAUGUUUGCAUCAUUAUUCAUUUGGUUGGAGGAUAUCAGAUUUACAGUCAACCAAUAUAUGGUGCAGUUGAGAGAUGGUGCUCAAGAAAAUACCCCAACAGUGGUUUUGUGGCAAAAUUCCACAAAGUGAAACUACCCCUAUUGCCCCGUUUUGAGAUCAACCUCUUCAGGUUCUUUUUCAGAACAAUCUUUGUGAUCACAACAACUGUACUUGCAAUCCUUUUCCCUUACUUCAACGAAGUUCUUGGAGUGUUAGGAGCAGUAAACUUUUGGCCAUUGGCCAUUUACUUCCCAGUGGAGAUGUACUUCAAGCAGAACAAAAUUGAAGCAUGGAGUAAUAAAUGGAUUGUUCUAAACUUAUUCAGCUUUGCUUGCUUUCUUGUCACUGCAGUGGGACUUGUGGGGUCCAUUCAAGGAAUUGUACAAGCCAAGCUUAGUUCUAGUUAAACACUAUGCUUACUUUUCUCUGUUUUAAUUAGUUUGGUGUUAUUGCUGUAAGAAUAUGUAUGUGGCUAAGAGUGAAUAAGAUAAGAUAAUAGUAAGUUAGUAGAAUAAUAGUUAAUUAAAUAUAUAUGUAGGUUUUAUUUGUUUGUAGAACAAUCACCCUCCAAAGAAAAACAGGGUUCUAACAAAUAUAUAUAAUUGCUUGGCAAUUUCAUUGUAUUUUAUUAGAACAAGAAAUUAUAGUUUCUUUUUAAAUAA
Molecule: messenger RNA, 1849 nt
Organism: Arachis duranensis
Lineage: Eukaryota; Viridiplantae; Streptophyta; Magnoliopsida; Fabales; Fabaceae
Product: probable amino acid permease 7
Exons: 7
Coding region: 206-1594 (462 amino acids)
Cellular component (GO): plasma membrane
Source: RefSeq, a predicted model, not a curated record